CUCAAUUCAUCCGAAGAUGUGUGCAAGUUAGUGCCAUUUUGGCCAACAUAGCAAGGGGAUCGAACAGGUGAUGCAGCAAAGAUGCUCUCGUCCUUUCGCCGGUCAUCGUUGUCACCUGCAAGCCCCACCAAUCCAGAGAGCCCUGCCCAAGGCACUGGCUCAAUGUUCGCUUCGUUGCGCCGAGCGUCCUUGACACUGACCUCCACUUUUCGGAGAGGUAGUUCGGUGGAGAUCCUGCCUCCAGUUGAAAAGCGAAGAUCUACACGGUCUGUGCGAUUGAAGGGAUCUCCCACGCGCGCCUCCAUCCGCCCCUCCAUCAAAAGAGCUGAUACCGUUCUGAUGGAGCCUCACACGGAGCAUGCUAGCUUGGUGCUGCAGCAGUCGGUGUACCGUCGCACAGACCGUUUCAAGAACUUGAGCAGCACCUGGCUCGCCGGGGGGGAGAAGGGUGCACUUCCCGAGGAGUCGUCUGACGAAGAACUCAUGGAACAGUCCAAACACAAGCGGAAGAAGGGAAAGGCGGAAGUUAGCGAGACAGAAAUUGCAGACUUUAUUACAGGGCUCCGUCGCAAUAUGAAGAAGCCAGAGACACAGGCCAUGGCGUGUGAAGAACUGAGUCAACGCUUGGCCGGGCGGAAGCAGGAACAGAUCGAGAGCAUUGUCAUCGAAGAGGCGGCCACCACAGCCUUGGAAGCUGCACAGGAGCAUCCCGAUGACAUGCAGUUGCAUGGAGCAGUUUGUCCGCUUCUAGCAGAUCUUAUGACUUUCUCCAAAGCUGCAGGCGGCUAUCCCACUCCAGUAGCCGCAGCCGGAGCGGCUCUGACAUUGCAGGGCUACAUUCGCUUCCAUGACAAGUUGGAAGCCGAAGAUCAGCUUCUGAAGGUUGAGCAAGUAUUUAAGCGAAUUGCAAAGGAGUUGCCUGUGGAGGAUCAAUUGCACAUCAUGGACUCCGUGGGGGAUCCUCUGCCUUCUUUCUGUGCCAAAAUGUACAAGAAAGCGGCUGGCAAGAAGUUUCAGCAGGAGGAAGUCGUUCGAAGACACCGGCUGAGAAACACUGCUUUCGGUCAUUUGGCAUGGCUUCGUGGCCACAAGCUUGGAUCCAACUUGAUGCCAUCUUGGCAGGUCCAGAAACUGGCAGUGGAGGAAAGGAAAAAGAACUUCGUUGACAAAGGCCUACCGCAAGUUGGUGGUGACGUUUGGUAUAAAGUCUGGGUUCCGAACAGCCAGAAGGAAUGGUGCUACAAAGGGAGCUUCGUGAAUGAGGUCCGUUUUUUAGCCGAAAGUCAGAAGAUGGACUUCUUUUGGGUCAGCAUGGAUGGAGCUCGGAAGAUCUUCAAACAAAACCCGGCCUUUGAGGAGGCAUUGAUGUACCACCUAGUAGCUGUGUCCACUGAUGAUAAGAGAUACCUUUGGAGCUUUUCUUUCGUGCAGUUCCUGACUAUUCUGAUGGAGAACACCGACUACCCCUAUGGCCAGGCACAUCUGUCCCCCGACGAUUUCCGGGCGAAAUAUCCCAAGGCGAAGUUCCCAGUGCCAGGACAUUAUCCCACAAAGCCCAAGAGUCAGGCAAUGACGAUUCCGGUACCGGUCAUUGUCUCGAGAAAUCUCCGACCCACGCCAACACUCUUUCGGCAUGCAACUCUAGCUGCUGGCGACAGGGAUCCACCAGCACCGCCGCCUCUGCCGGACAGGCUUCCGUGCCCCAUUCCCUAUGAGAUCACAGAGCCUUGGAUGUGCAUUUUCGCAUCUGAGCUUCAAAAGCGAGACCUGGGGACAUUGCUUGAAGUGCAGCGGAGUGAGCUGGCAGCAAGCCGAGCAGCUGCGUUCAAAGAUGCGGAUGCUGAGACAGAGGCCGAGCAACCCGAGGAGGAGGAAUUGGAACAAGAUGAGGAAGUUGACCCAGCUGAGGAUGAAAUACGCCAAAGACGAAUUCAGCGCAAGACGCGCGAGGAAGCUCAGGAAGAUCCAGAUGCGAACGACGACCGCGAAGGUGAUGAAGAACAGGAAAUAGAUCUAGAAAACGAGAGGGAAGAUGGAGAAUUCGAUGAUGGAGAGGAAUUCGGGGAGGAAGAAAUAGAGGAGCCCGCUGAAGGCGGACAGCGUGAGGAAGGGUCGAAGAUCGAAAGCGAGUUUGGCGAUGACAACAGAGAUCCACCAGCCCGCCAGGUCAGCGAAAGGCGCUCUGCCCGGUCUCUUUCCUUCGGAGAAGAUGCUGAACCGCGCCGGGCAUCACGUCGCCAAUCCAAAGAUUGAAGGUAGCAGCAGGUUUGGUUGGACAGUGGCAGCAUCAUGGCGUUGCGCGCAGUGUUUCACAAAA
Cladocopium goreaui is the source of this 2317-nucleotide messenger RNA. Lineage: Eukaryota; Dinophyceae; Suessiales; Symbiodiniaceae. The record is from the annotation of a GenBank genome assembly.